GCAACGAGCCCUGCGUGCGGCAGUGCCCUGACUCCACGGUGGUGAUCCAGCCCCCGGCCUCGGUGGUCACCUUCCCCGGGCCCAUCCUCAGCUCCUUCCCGCAGUACAGCGUUGUUGGCUCGGCGGGAGUCCCCGGUGUCGCUGGGGGCUAUGGCGGCACUUUUGGAGGCUCUGGUGGGUUUGGAUGGUUAGGAGGCUCU
Messenger RNA from Pelecanus crispus (Dalmatian pelican), 200 nucleotides. RefSeq names its product claw keratin-like. NCBI's taxonomy places the organism in Eukaryota, Metazoa, Chordata, Aves, Pelecaniformes, Pelecanidae. Gene Ontology annotation, cellular component: intermediate filament. The record is from RefSeq and is a predicted model, not a curated record. Gene Ontology annotation, molecular function: structural constituent of cytoskeleton.